CUGUAAAGUGUAACAGCCGUCUUAUGUUUAUUAUCGAUGUUUACAAUAAUAUCUCCCAUAUUUUGUACUUAUUUAAUUUGUCCUAUACGUAAAUAAUACCGGUGAUACAUGGAUUUGGAAAAUUCAAUAUCUGUACACCCAUUAACCAAUAAUCCAACAGCUGCUUGGAACGAGAUUUCCAAAACCCAGCGUGUGAUAAAAGUGUCUAUGAGUAAGACGGUCAAACAGAAAGAUCCUAAUAAAAUUCGUGUUGUUUGUAUGAGCGAUACCCAUUCGUUAACACCUUACUUAAAAUUUGAUAUACCGGACGGUGACAUCUUUAUUCAUGCUGGCGAUUUUACGAAAUGUGGUAAAUUAGACGAAGUAAUUGAUUUUGAUAAAUGGAUUGCUACUCUUCCUCAUAAGCAUAAGAUAGUAAUAGCGGGAAAUCACGAGCUAAGUUUUGAUACAACCUUUGCAGAAGGUUUUUCGAAUAAAUGUCCUGCUAAUCGCACUAAACACACUGGCCGCUUCAGCCUUGAUAGUAUGCCGAUGCUGGGUAAUCCCAGAGAAGACAUUGAAAGUGCUAUACAAACUGAAAAUAUUCGAGAUGUUUUAGUAAAUUGUACCUAUAUAGAAGACCAAUUAAUUGAUGUACUGGGUAUACGUAUAUAUGGUACUCCCUGGCAGCCAGAAUUUUGUAAUUGGGCGUUCAAUUUACCCCGUGGAGAAGCAUGUAUUAAUGCUUGGAACCGCAUACCAAAUAAUGUGGAUAUAUUGGUAACACAUACUCCACCCGUGGGCCACGGAGAUUUAUGCUGCUCUGGGGUACGUGCUGGUUGUGUAGAUUUGCUAACUACGGUACAGAAACGAGUUAAGCCCAAAUAUCAUGUAUUUGGUCAUAUCCAUGAGGGUUAUGGUAUUACAUCAGACGGAAAUAUUAUUUAUGUGAACGCGUCAACUUGUGAUAUUAAUUAUAAGCCUAAUAAUCCACCCAUUGUAUUUGAUAUAUCUUUAACACAUAACAAUUUUUAAUCCUAUCAGUGUAUAGGAUAGGAUAUGUAUGUACAUAUGUCUCUAGUCAUAUAUAUAUUAGUACGGUGUUGACCAUUAACGUUACUAUAGAACAUUUUGAUAGUCGCGCUGAAGCCAUAUGUAUGGAUAGAAUUCUAAUCAAUUAUAUCUGUAUCUAAUAAGCUAUAAUAUUAGUUGUAAUUAUUAAACUUUUGGUUUUAAUUAAAGAUAAUAUUUAAAUAAAUAAUUGUCUGAUAAAUUCUAUUUCACUAGUAAAAACAUGUGUUAGCACACAACUUAUAGUUUGAAGUCUUGCAAUUUAAGUUCAAAAAUUCGACUAUUGUGAUUAUGUAUUUUUUGU
This is a messenger RNA of Bactrocera latifrons, 1354 nucleotides long. RefSeq names its product metallophosphoesterase domain-containing protein 1. NCBI's taxonomy places the organism in Eukaryota, Metazoa, Arthropoda, Insecta, Diptera, Tephritidae. The transcript is spliced from 2 exons. Bases 109 to 1014 code for a protein of 301 amino acids. Gene Ontology annotation, molecular function: hydrolase activity. The record is from RefSeq and is a predicted model, not a curated record.